Messenger RNA from Drosophila gunungcola (fruit fly), 1886 nucleotides. RefSeq names its product vanin-like protein 1 (gene vanin-like). Gene Ontology annotation, molecular function: hydrolase activity, acting on carbon-nitrogen (but not peptide) bonds, in linear amides. Bases 43 to 1725 code for a protein of 560 amino acids. Lineage: Eukaryota; Metazoa; Arthropoda; Insecta; Diptera; Drosophilidae. The transcript is spliced from 4 exons. The record is from RefSeq and is a predicted model, not a curated record.
GAGGCUGUGCCAGUCAUUAGCAAUUGUCAGAUUCACUCGGAAAUGGCGAAGAACUCGUGGCGGCUCUUGUUGGUGUUCCUUAUCCUGGGACUAAUGUCCGGCAUGAGUCAGCAGGCGUCUUUGGCCGAUUCGGAUUAUUAUACGGCCGGAGUGGUGGAGUUCCGCCAGUCGAUCCUCAGCUUGUCGGCCUGGUCGGAUGCCCUCGAGGGCUAUGUGGAGAUCAUAAACUCUGAGAAUGCCAGCGCCACGGACAUAAUUGUCUUCCCCGAGAGCACACUGAAUUCGGUGGGUUCGACCACGUUUGUGCCCAAUCCCGACGAUCUGAUAAAUCCCUGUUUGAGUGACCCAAAUGCGGAGCUAUACGAGGAGUUCCUGGUGACCCUGUCGUGUGCGGCCCGCAAUGCCAGCAAAUACAUUGUGAUCAAUCUGACGGAGAAGCAAAAGUGUGAGGAUGUGCCGGAGGACACGAGACCGUGUGCCUCGAACGGAUUGAAUGUGUUCAACACCAAUGUGGUCUUCGAUCGGCAGGGCGUGCUGGUGUCCAGGUACCGAAAAAUUCAUCUGUACGGCGAGGCCAAGAACAUCACCUUCCGGCCAGAACUGAGCACUUUUGAGACGGACUUCGGGGUCACCUUCGGGCACUUCAUCUGCUUCGACAUCCUGUUCUACCAGCCCGCUCACCAGCUCAUCGUGGAGCAGGGCAUCACGGACUUUGUCUACCCGGUCAUGUGGUUCUCCCAACUUCCCUUCCUUACAGCUGUUCAAACCCAACAGGGUUGGGCCUAUAUCAACGAUGUGAAUCUCUUGGCUUCUGGAGCCAGUCGUCCCUCCAUUGGAAAUACCGGUUCGGGAAUUUUUCACGGACGUUCGGGCACUUUGACCAGUGUCAUGAGGCAGGAUUCCGGUGAGAGGAGUAUCUAUGUGGCCCAGGUGCCCAAAUAUACCCGCAGUAGGUCCCUACAAAAGCGUGUGCGGAGGAGUAUGCCGGAGAUCAAACACCGAGAGGUGGCCUCAACCAGUAGUUUAUACAUGAAGCGGGAUGAUCUGGAGAACUAUGAAUCCGAUUUGCUGCAGUUGGAUCAGGGAAUAAGUGGCACCAUCAAUAGAACCAUUUGCCAAGGCAGCUUUUGCUGCAACUUCGAUAUUGCCUGGAGAUCGCUGGCGAAUGCGGUGGCGAAUGAUAGUAGUGUAUACUAUAGCUAUCGUGUGGGAACCUACGAUGGUUGGCGCAACGAACAGGAUGUGGAUGCCAAUUACAUUCGUAAUUGUGGAUUGUUCACCUGUUCGGGGGAAUCCAUCGAUGAUUGUGGCAAAUUGCUGACCACCGAGGGUGACCUCCAGCAGCCCCGUGUGACCUUCACGCGUCUGGUGAUCGCGGUCUCCUAUCCGGAGUCACGGGAGUUCCUGCUGAUACCCGACACCCUCCAGGAUAAUCUGCUGCCCUUGGAGCCGAAUCAGUUUGAAUGGUCGCAGCAGAAGCCCCAUGAAGAUAGCUACGUCUAUGAUGUUCGCUUUGCCCUCAAGGAAUCUCAGGAGGUGAGCAACCUGUUGACCUUUGCCAUCUAUGGCAAUUACUAUGACAACGAGUGCACAUUUGGCGAUGGCACCGAGGAGCAGCAGGUGGCCUGUGGAUACAGGAGCGGAUCCACUGGGCUACCAAUCCUAGGGGGAUGGCUAACGAUGCCGCUAGUCAUGCUGGCCAUCACCUGGACCAGGGCCCAAUGAGAUCAAAGUAUAUAUCUAGGGAAAAUGACUGGUUGCAAUACAACCAGUUAGUCACAUUCAGUUGAGUUUUAUUUUUUUUACUACACCUAUUGCUCGAUCUUAACAGUAUUUAUACAAUUAAAAGCUAAUAAAAUAUUCGCCCGACUUUUUUACUACUUUAA